Molecule: messenger RNA, 669 nt
Organism: Girardinichthys multiradiatus
Lineage: Eukaryota; Metazoa; Chordata; Actinopteri; Cyprinodontiformes; Goodeidae
Product: small vasohibin binding protein
Exons: 3
Coding region: 231-431 (66 amino acids)
Biological process (GO): negative regulation of protein ubiquitination; protein secretion
Cellular component (GO): apical part of cell
Source: RefSeq, a predicted model, not a curated record
AAGAAGAAGAAGAAGAAGAAGAAUUUCUGUCCGGAACCAUUAACCCUUACAGAGUCGAACACGGAUUUGUUUACUAGUAACACAGAGACAACUGCUAGCAGUCUUCUACAGCUAGUUUUGAAAAUUAAAGCCAAUGAAAGUCUCGUCUCGCUUCAUUUGACUUCCGCUUACAUCACAGAUUUUUCCGAUUUAAAGUUUCUUCUUUGAAUUGGUGGGUUUAAAGUGACACGAUGGAGCCAGCAUGCCGUAAGGACAAACCAAAGCUGAACUUGACCCCAACCAGAGGAGACCGAGCCAAGCAGAAGUCUGCACAGCAGGAGCUCAAACAGCGACAGAGAGCAGAGAUAUAUGCUUUGAACAAGGUGAUGACAGAGUUGGAGCAGCAGCAGUUUGAGGUCUUUUGUAAACAGAUGCAGUCCCAAGGAGAAUAAUGGCAGCUCCACCUCCUCUUUCCACAUGGAUCAGUUUCUGUUCUACAGGAAUGAUUAAAGUUGAACAGAAUCUAACUUCCAGGAUCAGUGGCUCUUGAACUACUUCCUUAGCCAGCUGUAGACGAAACAGAACUGCACUUCAUUUCUCCUUCAAUGGUGUCAAACUGCAGCAAAAUGUGAAGCUAGCCCUCAGAGGCCAUUUAUAUAAAAUUCUCACUAUAAAUAUUUAGGAGCUUCA